AUGGACGCAGAAGCAGACGAGAAAGGGGGUGGCAGCCCCGCAGUCCCUGAGGACCCCGCACGCCCUGGGCUCCCGCAGCUCCCGCGCCGCCCGCAGCUCCUGGAGGAGGACCAAGCGCCCAGGGAGGAAGCGGCCGCCACGGACGGAGGGGACGCCGCUGCGCCAGAGGGACCCCCGGGCGACCGCCCCGCCGAGGCCUCAGCGGUGCCCCCUGCCCAGGCCGUGGCUGCGGGUGAGGCCCUGCAGAUGCCCAAGGCGGCGGCAGGCGGGGUGCCCAACAUCGGCUUCGUGGGCGAGCCCCCGCCCUACGCGCCACCAGACCCCAAGGCCGAGCACCUGCUCUACCCGCCGCCCUUCCCGCCGCCGGUGCUCUUCCCGCCGGUGCCCGCCACCCCGGCCCUGUACCCGCCGCCCGCGCCACUCUUCCCUGCGCCUGCUGCGCAGCCGCUCUUCACAACCUUCCCGGUGUACAGUGGCCCCGUGGCGGGCGUGCCGGCCCAGGCCCCGGCGCCGGCGGAGCGCAGGCCCCUGCCCAAGGACUACAUGGUGGAGUCCGUGCUGGCAACCGUCUUCUGCUGCCUGCUCACCGGGCUCAUCGCCGUCGUCUACUCCCACGAGACCCGCGCGGCCCUGGCCCGGGGAGACCUGGCCCAGGCUCAGGAGGCCUCUCGCAAGGCCCGCUCGCUGGUGCUCUUCAGCUUGCUCUUCGGGGUCUUCGUGUCCACCAGCUGGGUCAUCUACGUGGUGGUCGCGCUCUACCUGCCCUGA
Molecule: messenger RNA, 768 nt
Organism: Rangifer tarandus platyrhynchus (Svalbard reindeer)
Lineage: Eukaryota; Metazoa; Chordata; Mammalia; Artiodactyla; Cervidae
Source: the annotation of a GenBank genome assembly